AUGAAGUCAUUUUCCGAUGACAUUAUCAAACGCCAUACAAAAACUGUAGGAGAAAGAAAUGAAGUUGACGAAGCUUUGACAAUGCUGAUAUUUUGCCAAGACGUACUUGGUCAAAAUCUACUUGGUCCUAAUUGGAGUUGGAAGAACAAAAUUGUCCAUCUAACUUUGUUCUUCCUUGUAUUGGUCCAUGUGAUCUUAGGAACAAUUGAGUAUUACAAUCUCAAGAAUAUGACAGAGGUCCACUUUAUGAGUCAAUGUUACUAUAAUGUGGCAAUGAUAUGUUUGUUAGCCGUAAAAUACGUGAUAUACAUCAGCAACAAAGAAAAUUUCCAAAAAGUGUACUUGCUUGCUAAGACGUCGUUGUUCAAAAUUACAAAGAUGUAUUCAAUAGCCGAAUCCAAGAAACUGUUGACAAAAGUCAAAGUGUAUGGAAAUAUUUUGAUAGCCGCUGUUACUAUUCCCUUGUCAGUAAACCUAUUAGCUGUAGGAUGGAAUUAUGCUCACAAUAACAGAGAGACUUUAUCGAAGUCGACAUCUACAUUAAUGCCAAUGUCGAGUCCAUAUUACGAGAUCGGUUUGUUGAUCCACGUGACAUAUUACUUGACAUGUGUAUUUACAUGUUUUGCAAUAGAUCUCUGGUUCAUCAUCUUGAUAUUAUUUUUCUGUAAAACCAGUGAUUGUUUAGUGUCGAUGUUAAAGAUUGAACAAGAUAGAUCUGUUGAAACAGAAAUGGAAUAUAUGGAUCGACUCAACGAGACACUGAAGACUUUUUAUAAGAAUCAUGUGCAUCUGAUGGAGUAUUUCGAAGCUUUAAAAAUUAUGUUCAAGUGGUCUAGUUUAAUUCCACUGGUGGGGGUUCUGAUCAAAUGGUGUCUUAUAUUAUUGUCAAUAACAGAGAAAAUGCAAUGGAGUUUUUUAGCCAACGCGAUGCCUGCUAUGUUGCAAAUUCUUGCAUACAACUGGUACGGCGAACAAGUCAGACUAAAGGGCUCGGAGCUAUCCACCGCUUUGCUAGGAUUCGAUUGGACAAGCAUGCGUAACAAAGAUAAAAAGAACUACCUUAUCAUUAUCUGCUACAUGGAAAAACAAUUUAGCAUCAAAACAGCUUUGGGCAAUGAUCUGUCUUUAGUAACAAUGACUUCGAUCUUCAAAGCGAGUUACCAAGUUUUCACACUACUCAGGUCAACAUAA
Molecule: messenger RNA, 1191 nt
Organism: Helicoverpa armigera (cotton bollworm)
Lineage: Eukaryota; Metazoa; Arthropoda; Insecta; Lepidoptera; Noctuidae
Exons: 5
Coding region: 1-1191 (396 amino acids)
Biological process (GO): detection of chemical stimulus involved in sensory perception of smell; sensory perception of smell
Cellular component (GO): plasma membrane
Molecular function (GO): odorant binding; olfactory receptor activity
Source: RefSeq, a predicted model, not a curated record